CUGUUCAAUGGAACGAUUGCGGACAAUAUCCGCUUUGGAAAACCGGACGCAACCAUGGAAGAGGUUAUGCAGGCGGCAAAAACCGCACAGGCAUAUGACUUCAUCAUGGAAAAGGAGCAUGGCUUUGAGGAAGAAAUCACCGAGGGAGCGACCAAUGUUUCCGGCGGGCAGAAGCAGCGUCUUUCCAUUGCCCGGGCGCUGGUGCGCAAGCCGGAUAUCUAUGUGUUUGAUGAUU
This is a messenger RNA of Priapulus caudatus, 235 nucleotides long. RefSeq lists its product as uncharacterized. The transcript has a single exon. Lineage: Eukaryota; Metazoa; Priapulida; Priapulimorpha; Priapulimorphida; Priapulidae. The annotation marks the transcript as partial. The record is from RefSeq and is a predicted model, not a curated record. Gene Ontology annotation, molecular function: ATP hydrolysis activity; ATP binding; ATPase-coupled transmembrane transporter activity.